AGGCUGCCAUAUGGCAUUGUCUCAAUCAUUACGCGUACAAUGACGCUAUUUUUCUAUCAGAAAGACUUUUUGCUGAAGUGGACAACGAGGACACACUAUUUCUACUAGCCACAUGUUAUUACCGCGCUGGGAGGGUACGACAAGCGUACGGCUUGCUGACAAAAAAAUCACCGAGCACACCGCAGUGUCGUUUUCUUCUCGCGAAAUGCUGCUAUGAUUUAGAAAAAUGGGCGGAAGCCGAGGCGGCUAUUGUCGGAGGUUACUACAAACAAGUUAAAAAUUUAGACGACAUAGUUUUACAAUUCGGCGACCAAGCGUGCUUUUCACUCCAAAUAAUAGCUAAAGUAUACUACAAAUUGACAAGAACUUCAAAAGCCAACGAAGCGCAUAAAUUAGCAUUAAAGUUGAACCCAUUUUUGUGGCACUCUUUCGAGGAGCUCUGUAAUGUCGGCGAGAAGGUUGACCCCAACAAAGUAUUUCAGUUGGAAAAAAUAGACACCUUCGCCAUGUGUCACGGCACUAACCAGCUUAACUAUAUUUCCGAGCCUGAUGUCAUUCUUCCCAACACGCCCACGCCAAACAUCAAUAUGACUCCAACGCAGGCUGUGAUUGUCAAUGGAAAUAAUCAGGGUGCGAGAUUGCACCCCUCAAUAGAAGAAAGUCCCCAACCACAGGCUAUUUUUUACACAAACCUCUCGACGAUAUCACCUCGCAGCAAACCUCAGCGAUAUCGCAGUAUGUUUAGUAAUUCGAUGAGUCCUCUCACUCCAAGUUUUGGAAUUCUUCCGCUGGACAAUAAUACGCCAGAACCAACAGUACUACCUUCGUUAGUUACCUUAACAGAGUCUAAUGAUCAGAAAAGCUUAGCUAAACGUGUCAGUAGUCUUCGUGCUCAUGUAGGUCAAUUUAUGUCAAGAAAAGAGACUCCAUUGCAGCAAGGCAAGCCUGUGUUUUCCCAGUCAGGAAACACAAGCAACACGGCGAACAUAGUAACAGUAACACCAACAACCCCAACACCAGCAGCGCCAACUCUCCAGGGUCCAAACGUGCGGCGCUCUUCUAGACUGUUCAGUCACAGCUAUUCCGUGAAAGAGAACAACAAAUCUCCAAACAGGAACAAGUUCACGACACCAAAGUCCCCGUCUCGGAAGACCAAAGCUCGUCUGUCGAAGACUAACCUAAACAAAGCGACAUUCAACGAACUGAACGAGCGCAACAGAAGCGAUAAAGAGAAAAGUGAGACAAUAACUUCUGAAAAAAUGGUCGCUACAACAAAUGCGUUGAAUCAAAAUAGUAAUACCAAUAACAACAACAAUAACAGUAGUAAUAAUAACAGUAAUAAUAAUAACAGCAAUAGCAAUUGUGCUACUCAACAGCAGUGCGCGGUUUUGGUUCAAAAACAGUGUGCAGAAGGUCUGAUGUCGCUAUUGAGAGAACUGGGGCUGGCUUAUCAGCACUUGAGUCAGUUCAACUGCUCCCAGGCCGUAGAAAUUUUGAGUGUGCUCCCAAAGCAUCAUUACAACACAGGCUGGGUCUUGUCAAUGCUGGCUCGAGCUCACUUCGAGAUGAAUGAUUACAAAAAAGCCGCGAAUUACUUCGCGGAAGUCAGACAGUUGGAGCCACAGAGAAUGGACCUGAUGGAGAUCUACAGCACUGUCUUGUGGCACUUGCACUCCGAAGUCCAGCUGUCCACCUUGGCUCAGGAGCUGGUCGCUGAAGAUCGCAGCUCUCCUGCGGCCUGGUGCGCGACUGGUAAUCUUUUUUCUGCACAGACCGAGCACGAAACCGCGAUAAAGUUCUUCCAGCGCGCGAUCCAGGUCGAUCCUAAUUUCCCCUACGCCUACACGCUGCUAGGACACGAGUACGUGUUGACUGAGGAACUGGAGAAGGCUGUUCAUGCGUUUAGGAACGCGAUCAGGCUGGAUCCCAGGCACUACAAUGCUUGGUUUGGGCUGGGAACUAUUUAUUCUAAGCAGGAACAGUACAGCUUAGCUGAAGUUCACUUCAAGAGAGCGCUGCAGAUCAAUCCGUAUCACUCGGCUAUUAUGUGCCACAUUGGAGUCGUUCAACAUGCGUUGAAGAAGACAGAUCUUGCACUCAGGACUCUCAAUGUUGCGAUUACUAAUGCUCCGGAUAAUACUUUGUGCAAGUUUCACAGGGCUAGUAUUAAUUUCUCCAUUGGACGGUACAAUGAGGCGCUUAGAGAGUUUGAAGAACUUAAAAAUAUCGCACCCAAAGAAUCUCUAGUCUAUUAUUCGAUAGGAAAGGUUCAUAAAAAACUUGGCAAUACUCAUUUGGCGCUGAUGUACUUCAGUUGGGCUACGGAUUUAGACCCCAAAGGCGUUAACAGUCAAAUUAAAGAAGCUAUUUUAAGUCCUGGACAAGGUGAUGAAGAAACGCCAGUUGCUAAUCCUGGAAACGAGCAACAGGGUCAAAAUAUAACCCAACAUGAAACAGAAGGAGGUGGUGAAUUAACGGCCGAGGUCAGCGGUCUCGCAAGUACAAUAAGCGUAGUAACAAAUCAAGAUGACAGCGAUGACAGCUUAUGA
Molecule: messenger RNA, 2549 nt
Organism: Cotesia congregata
Lineage: Eukaryota; Metazoa; Arthropoda; Insecta; Hymenoptera; Braconidae
Source: the annotation of a GenBank genome assembly